AGCUUGAUGUUCAAGAAGUUAAAGAACCGACAGUAAUUGAACAUCCUCAAUGGGACUUUAGUGAAGAAGAAAAUGGUCAAAAUACAAAAGAAAAUGACGAUGAAUUCAAAACGGAAAGUGAUACAGAUGAUGAAUAA
Molecule: messenger RNA, 137 nt
Organism: Didymodactylos carnosus
Lineage: Eukaryota; Metazoa; Rotifera; Eurotatoria; Philodinida; Philodinidae
Source: the annotation of a GenBank genome assembly